Messenger RNA from Cooperia oncophora, 801 nucleotides. The record is from the annotation of a GenBank genome assembly. Lineage: Eukaryota; Metazoa; Nematoda; Chromadorea; Rhabditida; Trichostrongylidae.
AUGCACAUUCAGAUGUUCGCUGUAGCUCAACCAAUUCCCGAAGAAUACCAUGUUGACGAAAAAGAAGACGGCGAAGAGAGAAGCUCAGAACUUCAAAGAAAAGCUUCGAAGUUGAAUUUGUUUUCAGUUGGGUGCUACCAUGGCUUCAUAGUUUCCUGUUCUUCAUUUCAUUAUGAAAAGGCUCUGUCACAGGUCAACUGUUGCAACUCGUGUCGUGUGCUCAAGCCCCCUCGGGCACAUCAUUGCAAAAUUUGUCGCCGUUGUAUUCUACGGAUGGAUCAUCAUUGCCCUCUAUUACAGGUAUGUAUCCACCAUCACAACCACAAAUUCUUCUUGCUCUUUCUGUUCUGGCCAUGCUGCCUUGGGAUAUUCGUCACGCUGAUCACUAUACCGUACGCGUUUCGUACCGCUUACAUUCUCUGGAUGGGCGGAACGCUCUCUUCAGAACAUCAUCUCCUGAACAGUGCCAUAAUGAAUGCAAUGGUGAUUGCCGUCUCAGUGGGUUCCCUUCUGAAAACGCAAAUACAAAGCCUCUUCUUAAAUCGGACCACUAUCGAAGAUUCACAGCUCAGUUUUCUUGACGAGGAUGAGAUGCAUCAUGAAUUUGCGAUAUUUGAUCUUGGAUCACGUUGGGAGAAUUUCUGUUCAAUAUUUGGCAAGUUUCCCGGGACAUGGCUGAUGCCUGUCUAUACGACACCUGGCGACGGUGUCAGCUACAAAUAUGUGGUUCGUCGUGGAAAUGAGUUCGCAACUCCGGCACCUCCUCCACGAAAGAAGCCAUUUUGGAGGGUUCUCUGCUAA